Molecule: messenger RNA, 1341 nt
Organism: Phoenix dactylifera (date palm)
Lineage: Eukaryota; Viridiplantae; Streptophyta; Magnoliopsida; Arecales; Arecaceae
Product: U1 small nuclear ribonucleoprotein A-like
Molecular function (GO): RNA binding
Source: RefSeq, a predicted model, not a curated record
AAAAUAUAUCCUUACAAGAAUUAUCUGAUCCCAUUUUAUCCGGGAAGGACAAAAGCCAGAUAAAUAAGACCAGGAACAAGUUGGAGAGCUAAAAAUUUGGCUCGAGUUCGGCUAUAAUCGUGGCUCGGCCGCGAAUCAGAGAAGCGACCAGGACAAACUCCCUCUCUCCCUCGGUAUCUCUCUCACUCCCUUCUUCGCUCUCGCUUGCGAGACAAAGAUGAGCACCGGUGGUGAUGACGCUUCGGCGAUUCAACCCAACAUGACCAUCUACAUCAACAACCUCAACGAGAAGAUCAAAAUCGAUGAACUUAAAAAAUCCCUGCAUGCUGUUUUUUCACAAUUUGGGAAGAUAUUGGAGGUGCUUGCUUUUAAGACGCUGAAACAUAAAGGACAGGCAUGGGUUAUCUUUGAGGAUGUUUCAUCAGCAAAGGAGGCACUCAAGCGGAUGCAAGGAUUUCCAUUCUAUGACAAGCCCAUGAGAAUUCAGUAUGCAAAGACCAAAUCAGAUAUAAUAGCAAAAGCUGAUGGUACUUUUGUCCCUCGUGAAAGACGGAAGAGGCAUGAAGAAAGGGCUGAAAGAAAGCGGCGAGAGCAACAGCUUGAUGCUACCCAAACUGGAUCUGGCCCCUACGGAGCUACACCACCUCUUUCUCAAUUGCCUUAUCCUGGAGGGGCUAAAUCGAUGAUUCCUGAAGCACCAGCACUGCCAAACAGCAUACUCUUCGUUCAGAAUCUUCCCCAUGAGACUACUCCCAUGAUGCUGCAAAUGCUCUUCUGUCAGUAUCCUGGUUUCAAGGAGGUUAGAAUGGUAGAAGCAAAGCCUGGAAUUGCUUUUGUGGAGUAUGGAGAUGAGAUGCAGGCUACACUUGCCAUGCAAGGUCUUCAGGGUUUCAAGAUUACACAACAGAAUCCUAUGCUUAUUACAUAUGCAAAGAAGUAGGCUAUGUGCGAAUUUCUGGUCUGUUUCACUAGGGUUUUCUAUUGGUGCAGCUUUAGCAAGGGUACUUCCUUCAGUCUGGGAAGUUUUGGAUAUUCCAUUUUGGUUGAACAUGUUGAUGUAUCCAAGGGGGAAUUACAUUGUGUGGAACUUUCUCAUUCUCAACACUGACCAAUUCUCUUCAAGCAUUGGUUUGUCCGUAGAUCUUUUCUCAGGGGCUCCGUUUGUUGGCUUCUGUUCUCUUCAGAGGUUUAUCACGUACUACGGACCUCUGACAGCGGCGUUUAUGUUAGUCUGUGACACCAGGAUCAUUUUUUUGAUUUUUGAUCAGCAUGGAGGUGUCGAUCCGGAUGUUAUUUGUCAUUCGCAACAUUGCGAUCAUAGAAUAUCUGGCAGUCUUUCAA